Actinia tenebrosa (Australian red waratah sea anemone) is the source of this 1957-nucleotide messenger RNA. RefSeq lists its product as uncharacterized. The record is from RefSeq and is a predicted model, not a curated record. Lineage: Eukaryota; Metazoa; Cnidaria; Anthozoa; Actiniaria; Actiniidae.
UACAACAAUGCAGUAAURGUGCGGGSUGCCCAGGGAACUACCGGUGUCUCGUUCCAAGCUUCUGCAGCCAAGAAUGCUACGACGGAAGCUGCUACUGCAMUACAGAGAACUGCACUCAAACAUGUUCGACGUCGUAUUGCAAGAAUACUGCCAUGACGUGCCAUUCAGAAACUUGCAAGCAGACAUGUUCUGGGGAAUGCAACUUGGAGUGCACCAGGAAUGCAAGUGGUGUCUGUCAACAGGAUUGYACUGGGACUUGUAGGAACACRWUMUGUGACCAGAGAAAGUGCAUACAGAAGACGAAUUGCAGAAACCCUCCAUGUACAUUGCAGUGCACAAGCAACGUGGACGACUGUCAACAGACAUGCUUAUAUGGAAAUUGCAAAUUUGAAUGCAAUGCAAGAAAAUGCAAGUCGAAAUGCAACAGUGGGAUCUGCACGUACGAAGGUAAUCCUCAAGUGAAUACCAACAAGGACUGUGACAAAAYUGACACAUUAUCCAWGCAAUGCUUCCAGGAAGGUUGUGGAUGGCCAAACUGUUCACUGGACUGCGCUAAUGGUAUUCCUGGACUGGUGACUGGUUGCUCUCAAAGCUGCAUGGAGCCGAUGUCCCUUUGUCCAAAAUCUAUGGCCUGUAGCUAUAAGAAUUGUAUGCAAAAUUGUUUUGGAAAAUGCCAAAGAAUCGUUUGUAACAGAAAUUCCGAGAGUUGUGGUCAACUGUGCGAAGGAAGGUGCGACGUUUUGCAAUGCAAUGCAACGACGCAUUGCUUGCAGCAUUGUGGAGGUGAUUGCAAUACGAUCGAGUGCUYCUCUGCAGCAUGUCUGCAAUCGUGCAAAAGUAAAAACUGUACAAUGAAGUGCGACGAGAAUGUUGCUAACUGCAGUCAAUCCUGUACCACAGAAGGACCAACUUCUUGUUUCAUGGAUAGCAAAGCACUUAACGUUGAACAUCAAUUCUGCAACAAGAAUUGCACGUCAAUGAAAUGUGGGGAAAAUUCAUCAAACUGUACGCAAAUCUGUGGCGAGGGUUGCAAAAGAGUGAUCUGCUCGUCGGCGUUCUGUGAACAAGAGUGUACCAAUGGUGGCUGUUCACUUGAAUGUACCUCAUCAGUGAAGUACUGUAAGCAAACCUGCAGUACUGGUAACUGUACUUUGAACUGCUCUGCGAAGUAUUGCGAGAACUGUACAUCMUCUGAAUGUCUUCCAACGCCAACGACAAGUAUAGCCAGCCCUUCACCUUUAGCAACAAGUUGGCCGACGUCAAGUUGGCCCAUUUCCACAGCACCAACCACACCAGAAUAUUCAACGACAACACGUACUCCAACAAUACAUCCUCCUACAUCAACAACAACGAUAAAAUCACCAACAACAACAACGCCUGCUCCAACGACAACGUCUGCUCCAACGACAACAACAACAAUAUCAGCAACAACAACAGCAACAACACCUGCGACAACGAUGCAUCCCACCGAACCGACCACUGCCGUCGGUUGUGGAGGAGAAACAAGUGCACAAAGAAAAAUAGAAAACCUCAUUAAGACCAAAGAUGACAACCUUAUGCUUCUAUUAUGCAUUGCUAUUGGGAUCAUGGCACUUCUUGUUCUGGUCGUACUUGUCGGCUUUAUCUGCGUUCUGACAAAGCUCAGAGCAUUGCAGAAGACCAGUGAAUCCCAACUUAAUAAUAUCGAAGGAAAAUCUGUGCAGGGAUUUGACAACACCGCAUUUUGAAAACAGCUUUAUCGAUUCUAACUUUAUACUUUGUAAAUAAAAUAUAAACGGCAGGCGAUUCUUUCUCAUUAAACGAACUCAGUUUUACUUUAUGCAAUAUCGUGUGAAAAUAACUGCAUUUUUUUCAACAAGGGCACGUACGUCCAAGAACUCGAGUAGCUUCAAGUGUGUAUAUCGAYGGAUCGUAUUGAUAUCCGAUAAUUUGAUUAAAUAUAUGAGUCAUAAGAAAA